UACCUCUUGCAAGAGGAGGUCGGCUUUGGUGCGACUGCGCGUGUGUUCCGGGCCUUUGAUCUCUCCUCGGGUGAACCAGUGGCCAUCAAGGCCAUGACCGCUGACGCGGCCGACGCUGCCAACCACGAGUACACUGCCAUGCAGCUCAUGUUUGGUACACCCAAUGUCGCCAACGUCCGCGAUGCCUUUGUCGAGGGCAACAAAUGCUAUCUCGUCCUCAAGUACAUGCCCAAUGGCACCUUGUACCAGCGCAUCAAGCCCUGUGCUGAAUCUUCCGUGGCCAGCCUAUACGACCUCCAGCGCUGGUUUCGCCAGCUGGUCGGUGCCGUCGAAGCCUUUCACCAGCGUUGCCUCAUCCACGGUGACAUCAAGCCUGAGAACUGCCUCAUUGACGAACAAGAGAACCUUGUCCUUCACGACUUGGGCACGACAGCAGCCGUUGGUCACGUGCAUAGUGGGCGUCUGAUUCCCGGCACUGAGUACUACAUGGCCCCCGAACUCUUGCAACGGGCUCCCUGUGCCCCGGAGCAAGAUGUUUGGUCCCUCGGCAUUGUGCUGCACGCCAUUCUUCUCUCGGAUCUGCCUUGG
This is a messenger RNA of Monosiga brevicollis MX1, 588 nucleotides long. RefSeq lists its product as uncharacterized. Gene Ontology annotation, biological process: protein phosphorylation. Lineage: Eukaryota; Choanoflagellata; Craspedida; Salpingoecidae. The transcript has a single exon. The record is from RefSeq and is a predicted model, not a curated record. Gene Ontology annotation, molecular function: ATP binding; protein kinase activity. The annotation marks the transcript as partial.